AUGCACUCUCUUCCACAAAACGGUUUAAACUCUAAGAGCCUUGGAGAAAUCUUCUUCGACAUUUUAAAGAACAAAGCAGAUCACACGAAAAUCGCAAUGAUCGAUAAAGUUACUAAAAAGCAGUUAAACUACGCCGAACUUCUGGAUCAAAGUUUGAAAGUGGCCGAAGAGUUGAAAGCGCUCGGUGUAGCGAAUGGUGAUUUCGUUGGGAUCGUGUCUGGAAAUCGGCCCGAGUUUUUCGUUCCUGUUUUGGCGUGCUUCUUCAUCGGCGCUACCAUCCAUCCAAUCAACAGCAUCUAUUUGUUAAGAGAGUUAAAAUCAGCUUUCGCCAACUCCAAACCUAAAAUCAUUUUCACAACUGAUGAGAGUUUGAAGAAGGUCCAGGAUCUACAAGCAGACACCGAUUACAUCGAAAACAUAAUUAACUUUGACAGGAAUUAUUUGAGUAUCGUUCAAGAACGAUCUGGAUUGAUCGAAGAGGAAAUUGUAAGUAAUUGCGACAGUGAUUCCGCGGUGAUACUCAGCUCAUCAGGAACAUCAGGAUUACCGAAGAGCGUGGUUCUUACUCAAGGCAACAUCAAGUGUUCCUUCAAUUAUUUAAAAUAUCCGUAUAUCACUGUAAAUUAUGAUGAUGUCAUUGUCGGAAUGAUGCCCUACUUUCACGUCUUAGGAUUCCUCGUGGGCAUUUCCAACAUCUACAGUCUUUCGCUAAUGGUCACCUUACAAAAGUUCCAACCCAACCACUAUUGCGAAAUAAUAGAAGAGUUUAACGUGACCUCUCUUCAGAUCGUUCCAUCUAUUGGCGUUUUCUUAGCGAAACAUCCCAUGGUGAAAAAGUACGAUUUUUCUACGGUUAAGGAUAUCGUUUGCGGCGCUGCUCCUUUGGGUGCCGAAGUUCAAAGCAUCUUAGAAAAAAGAUUUAAUUGCAAGGUCCGGCAGAUGUAUGGAAUGACGGAAACUUGCGGCGUGAUAAGUCUGGUACCAAUGGGCGAAGAAUCGAAGAUUGGAAGUGUGGGUAAACGUUUCCCUUGGGUAGACAUAAAAAUCAUCGAUAUUGAUACCAAAGAAGAGAUGGCUCAAGGCGGAAUUGGCGAGAUGUGCGUGAAGACCGCACAAAAUAUGAAAGGUUAUUUGAACAUGGAGGAAGAAACUAAAAGUAUGUAUUUAGAAGAUGGUUACCUCCGAACAGGAGAUAUUGGUUUUGUGGACGAAAACGGCGAAAUCUUCAUCGUAGAUAGAUUAAAAGAAUUGAUCAAGUAUAAAGGAUUCCAGGUUUCUCCAUCUGAAUUGGAAGACAUACUGAACUCACAUGAAUACAUCGUGGAGUCAGGCGUUGUAGGAUUACCGGACGAAAGAGCCGGAGAACUUCCAAUGGCUUUUGUUGUUAAACGAGACAAUGUCGAUCUCAGCGAAGAAGCUGUUAAGGAAUUUCUAGCUGGUAAAUUACGUUAAUUGGAUCGAUACUUUAUUAUAUAUUUAUAUGUAAUAGGUCAUGUAUCAUUGCACAAGCAACUUCACGGAGGUGUCAA
Nicrophorus vespilloides is the source of this 1529-nucleotide messenger RNA. Its product is annotated as 4-coumarate--CoA ligase 1-like. Gene Ontology annotation, biological process: fatty-acyl-CoA biosynthetic process; long-chain fatty acid metabolic process. Bases 1 to 1452 code for a protein of 483 amino acids. The transcript is spliced from 6 exons. The record is from RefSeq and is a predicted model, not a curated record. Gene Ontology annotation, molecular function: long-chain fatty acid-CoA ligase activity. Lineage: Eukaryota; Metazoa; Arthropoda; Insecta; Coleoptera; Silphidae.